AUGGCGCCGAGGGAAACGAGGAGGUCGAGGGUUCGAUCGACAAAGACGUUCAUAGGGAUGAACAGGUCAGUGGCGGAUAUGACAGUCGAGACGUUUUCCGAUCGCAUGAGCCAGGAAAAGGCGCGGUCGCUCGAGGUCGGAGGUCAUGUUGCGGCCAGGGCGGUAGGGAACAGAGGUCCGGUUCGGCACGGAGGUGGUGCGAGGCGUCACAAGGUCAGGCUCUGGCGAAGCAAGCAAACAGGGCCGAGGCGCCGUCGCACAACCGAUAAAGGCGACUCAAUGGACGGGACCAUGAAAGACAAGGUCGCAUUGAGUCGCGAGAUGCCCAUGUCGGCAGCGUCUAGGGACGGGCAAUCGGCGGGGUGCGGUGGUUGCGUUGCGGGAGGCUCAAGGGCGGACGACGGCAAAGUAUGCAAGCCUUACCUGGUCUAUUCAUGA
Molecule: messenger RNA, 438 nt
Organism: Verticillium dahliae VdLs.17
Lineage: Eukaryota; Fungi; Ascomycota; Sordariomycetes; Glomerellales; Plectosphaerellaceae
Exons: 1
Coding region: 1-438 (145 amino acids)
Source: RefSeq, a predicted model, not a curated record